UGCAUGAUUGUUGCCAAUGAUGCCACUGUCAAAGGAGGCACCUACUACCCGGUCACUGUGAAAAAACAUCUACGAGCACAAGAGAUCGCACUAGAAAACAGGCUUCCCUGCAUCUACUUAGUUGAUUCAGGAGGGGCAAACUUACCUCAACAAGCAGAUGUAUUUCCAGAUCGAAAUCACUUUGGCCGCAUAUUCUAUAAUCAGGCAAUUAUGUCUUCUAAAAAUAUUACGCAGGUUAAAGCAGCGACUGGAGAGGAGGUGUUGGCUGAGGAUCUUGGAGGUGCCGAUCUUCAUUGCAGAAAGUCUGGAGUAACUGACCACUAUGCUUUGGAUGACCAUCAUGCCCUUCACUUAACUAGGAAGGUUGUGAGGAGUCUAAAUUAUCAGAAGAAACUGGAUGUUACCAUUGAACCUUCUGAAGAUCCUUUAUUUCCUGCCGAUGAGUUGUAUGGAAUAGUUGGUGCUAACCUUAAGAGGAACUUUGAUGUCCGAGAGGUCAUUGCUAGAAUCGUGGAUGGAAGCAGAUUCAAUGAGUUCAAAGCUUUAUAUGGAGACACAUUAGUUACAGGAUUUGCUCGAAUAUUUGGAUACCCAAUAGGUAUCAUUGGAAACAAUGGAGUUCUCUUUUCUGAAUCUGCAAAAAAGGGUGCUCACUUUGUUCAGUUAUGCUGCCAAAGAAAUAUUCCUCUGCUGUUCCUUCAAAACAUUACUGGAUUUAUGGUUGGUAGAGACUAUGAAGCUGAAGGAAUUGCCAAGGACAGUGGCAAGAUGGUGGCUGCUGUAGCCUGUGCCAAAGUGCCUUAGAUAACCGUCAUCACUGGGGGAGCAUAUGGGGCAGGAAACUAUGGAAUGUAUGACGGAGCAUAUAGCCCAAGAUUUCUCUACCUAUUUCUCUACAUGUGGCCAAAUGCUCGGAUCUCAGUGAUGGGAGGAGAUCAGGCAGCCAAUGUAUUAGCCACAAUAGCAAAGGACCAAAAAACCCGGGAGGGAAAACAGUUUUCCAGUGCUGACGAGGCAGCUUUAAAAGAGCCCAUCAUUAAGAGGUUCGAAGAGGAAGGAAACCCUUACUAUUCCAGUGCAAGGCUGUGGGAUGAUGGGAUUAUUGAUCCAGCAGACACCAGACUGGUCCUGGGUCUCAGUCUUAGUGCAGCCCUCAACGCACCAAUCCAGAAGACUGAAUUUGGCGUCUUGAGGAUGUAACUGGAAUAUAAAACAUUUUCCAUUGGGCUUGUACCGAAAAUUAACACAUGUAGUAGCCUUAAGAUUUUAGACCUUUUGAGCAUGGGGCUAUUACCAUAAAAACUUUUUUCCUUAACACAGUGCAUUGUAAAAAAUCAAUGACGAUAUUUAUUUGAUGAACAUCAAUUCCUUUUAAAUUUUCUUACAGAAAUUUCUCUGCAGCUUAAGUUUUACCACCCAUAAAAUGAAGAGAAUAAUUUACAGUUAUUUUCUAACCCACAAUCAGUAUGAAAAGUUCUGUAAUCUAUAAAUUCCAGGUAUUAUUCAGAUUAUUAUAAAAAUUUGUAUUUUCACUAUAAUGAUUGUUUUGCUGAUUGUGCUUGAUGAUAUUUUAACAAACGUAUUUUAAAAAAGCAUCUAUUACUUUUCUCUUCAGCCGUCAUUCUGUCUCCUUCCCAUAAUAGUCAGUCUUCUCAUUGUCUGCACUCUAAGCUCUAUUUUCUAACCCAUUCCCUGCUCACCCAACCCCUUUCUGGCUUCCACUGCCAACAGCUCUCUCCAAACCAUUGAUCUCCCAUGUCGCUGAAACCAAUAGGUUCUUUUCUGGCCUCAUCUGAUUAAACUCUGUAGCAUUUUAAUCAGUUGAACACUUCCUCAUUGAAGGGCUGUCCUUAGCUUCCACAACUUAACACUCUAGGUUUCUGUCAGCCUCUUUGACCAUUCAUUUUUAGUGUGCUUUGUACACUCUAUCUCUACUGCUCCCCCCCUCCCUUAUUUUUCUUGGUUUUCAUUAGUAAUACAUGAAUACAU
Messenger RNA from Galeopterus variegatus (Sunda flying lemur), 1989 nucleotides. It is a transcript of the gene MCCC2, whose product is annotated as methylcrotonoyl-CoA carboxylase 2 (beta). Gene Ontology annotation, cellular component: mitochondrion; methylcrotonoyl-CoA carboxylase complex. NCBI's taxonomy places the organism in Eukaryota, Metazoa, Chordata, Mammalia, Dermoptera, Cynocephalidae. Gene Ontology annotation, biological process: L-leucine catabolic process. The transcript has 12 exons. The record is from RefSeq and is a predicted model, not a curated record. Gene Ontology annotation, molecular function: methylcrotonoyl-CoA carboxylase activity.